Molecule: messenger RNA, 4950 nt
Organism: Sander lucioperca (pikeperch)
Lineage: Eukaryota; Metazoa; Chordata; Actinopteri; Perciformes; Percidae
Product: putative homeodomain transcription factor 2
Exons: 21
Coding region: 292-2592 (766 amino acids)
Cellular component (GO): endoplasmic reticulum
Source: RefSeq, a predicted model, not a curated record
UUACUAACAGCCGUCUUAAAAUGUAAUGGCGCAUUUACACGGUGGUUUACGGGCAACGGGCUGAAGUUGUAUUUUUACAGUGAGAGGCUGAAAGGAAAACGCUAAUGCUUCAAACAUCGGUGAGCAGCAGCAGACGCUGAGCAUCUCUUCCAGACAGUGGACAAAGCUGGCUAUCUCAGUGCACUAUUAAACCACGUUAGGAAAGCACAGUUUGGGUCUGUGCGGGGACUCGAAGCUGUCGUCGCAGUAAAGGAGUCUAAGAUGCCCUAGGCUGGGAGAAGGGAAAUGUAAAUGGCUUCCAAAGUAAAAGAUGCUGUGGUGUGGUACCAGAAAAAGAUUGGCGCCUAUGACCAACAGAUAUGGGAGAAAUCAGUGGAGCAGCGAGAAAUAAAGUUUAUUUCUCUGGGCUUUAGGAACAAGCCAAAGAAGACAGGACAUGUCAAACCAGACCUUAUAGACGUAGACUUGGUUAGAGGUUCGGCGUUUGCCAAGGCCAAACCAGAGAGUCCCUGGACGUCACUGACCCGGAAAGGCAUCGUCAGAGUUGUCUUCUUCCCAUUCUUUUAUCGAUGGUGGAUCCAGGUCACCUCGAGAACCAUUUUCCUCUUACUGCUGGCUCUCUAUUUGCUGCAAGUGGCAGCAGCAGUCCUGUAUGUGACCAUCCCCCAGCCUCAUGGGAUACCGACCACCGAGGUGUUUGGAGCCAUCUGGCUCAUGUUGCUGCUGGGCACCGUCCACUGUCAGAUCGUCUCCACCAGGACCCCAAAACCUGCCUCCAGCAGCGGGGGGAAGAGACGCAGGAAGUUGAGGAAGGCAUCUCAGAUGGAGGUGCAUAGGGAAGGCGACGGGUCUAGCACUACCGAUAACACACACGAGGGGGCGCCACACUCCCACUCAGCCAGCACCACAUACAGCCUGGGCGCACUCUUCCAAGAUUUCUGGCAUGAUAUCUGUAAAGCUGGAUCUAAGAAGUCCAAACUGUCCAUCGACAAGUCGACAGAGACAGACAACGGCUACGUGUCACUGGACGGCCGGGUGACCAAUCGGAGCAGCGAGGAGGGGCUUCAGCUCCACGAGCAGCGAUGUCAGUCGCUAAACAGGGCUGACGAGGUGUGCUGGAACGCUCAUGUCCAGUCCGUACACACUCAAUCACCCCGCAGCGCGGGACUGAUGCUGGCAAGCGCCAAUAAGGAGCCAGCAUCAGAUGAGGCAUCCAGUGAGGAGGACCCUGAAGCAUCCUACAGCGCACUCCGCAGGGGAGUUGAAAGAAUGAACAGCGACUGUACGCUCAGAAACCGAAAGAAUACACACCACUACAAGAAACACUACGCUGCGGAGGACGUGCCCAAGUCCGGCACCAGCUGCAGCUCCAGAUGUUCCAGUCUGAGGACUCAUGACUCGGAGAGCACUCGACAUGAGUCUGAGACAGAGGACCUGAUGUGGGAAGACUUUCUUCACUGUGCAGAGUGCAGAUCAUCCUGCACCUCAGAGACAGAGGGAGAAGGAGGAGGGACACCCGUCUGCCCCCCUGCUAAAAAGGAAUACAGAGAUGACCCUUUCCAUCAGGGUCAUGCUCCCUGGAUGCACAGCUCCAACCCUGGUUUAGAGAGAGUGAGCGCCAUAGUGUGGGAGGGAAACGAGUGUAAGAAGGCCGACAUGUCCGUCCUGGAGAUCAGCGGCAUGAUCAUGAACAGAGUUAAUCUCUACACACCUGGUAUUGGUUACCAGGUCUUUGGCAACCUUGUUUCAGUGACUCUCGGCCUCACACCGUUUGCAUACAGGCUGGCUCAGUACCGUGACUUUGAUCAGCUGACCACACUCUCAGCCAAUGAGCUGCUGUCUGUGGCGCUGGGAGGCGGGUCUGGAUCAGACGCCUUGGUCAUCACCAUGGUAACACUUAGCUUCCUGGUGCGCGUCUGCCUUAUAUGGCUCUUCUUCUUCCUGCUCAGUGUCGCAGAGAGGACCUACAAACAGAGGCUACUGUUUGCCAAGCUGUUUGGUCAUCUGACUUCAGCCCGCAGAGCCAGGAAGUCUGAAGUCCCCCAUUUUAGACUGAAAAAGGUUCAGAACAUCAAGAUGUGGCUCUCACUACGCUCCUACCUCAAGAGACGGGGUCCUCAGCGUUCAGUGGAUGUGAUCGUGUCGUCUGCCUUCCUGCUCACCCUGUCUGUCGUCUUCAUCUGCUGUGCCCAGUUGCUCCACAUCCAUGAAACGUUCCUGGAGUGUCACUAUAACUGGGAGCUGGUGAUCUGGUGCUCCAGUCUGUCUCUGUUCCUGCUCAGGUUCGUCACGCUGGGCUCUGAGACCAGCAAGAAGUACAGCAACACCUCCAUACUGCUCACUGAACAGAUCAACUUGUAUCUGAAGAUGGAGAAGAAGCCUAACAAGAAGGAGGAGCUGACACUGGUGAACAAUGUCUUAAAACUGGCUACCAAACUACUCAAGGAGUUGGACACUCCUUUCAGGUUGUAUGGUUUGACUAUGAACCCUCUGCUCUACAACAUUACCCAGGUGGUCAUCCUGUCCGCUGUGUCGGGAGUCAUAUCUGAUCUAUUAGGGUUUAACCUGAAGCUGUGGAAGAUUAAAUCGUGACAGUGAACAGAGAAACGGCGUUGACCCUGAAUGCUCGUCUAACUGAUUUAAUGAAAGCCUGAACGUAGGUCUCGACAUAUCGGAGUGCUUUCACCUUCAACGUUACCACUUUGUGCAAUUCAAAAACUAUUUAUUUACCCACUCAGUGUUUUUACUUAGGGUUUAUUUGAAUUGUAGUUUUGUUUAACGACACAGAACAAUGUCUACAAAAAGUAUAAGUAUUAUUAUUAAGCAUAACUAUGUUUGUUUAACAUGAUGGUUUAGGUUCUCAGCUGCAUUUGCAACAGUUCAGUUUUAAUUUCAGCUCACAUACUUGGAGGCAAAAGUAUUGAGCUGUCGAUGGGACAACCAUUUUAUUGUAAUUAUUGUGUUAAACUAUUUAUGUUGAUUAUAUUUUAAAACACAAUUUCGAACUCUGUUACAACCUUAAAAGUCUGUUACAAAAAUACGUUAGUCAAGACGAGUUUCUAAUUUAAUUGCAACCUAAUGGUUACAUUUGAAUUGAUUAAAACAUUGUUAGAUGCUUCAACCACAGAGUACACCCUCAAAACUAUAGUUACAAGGAUACUUUAUUAUCUCAUAUUUCGCUGCUUCAUGCAGACAAUGGUCAACUAAAAUUCCUGGCAUUUGACAAAUAAUCUCUAUUCCCUAUUUUUACCAUCUCCCAGGUGUUGACCCUUAAGAAAAAAAUGACAUGUAUCUGUUAAUGAAUCAACGAGUUUUGCAGAUAGUUUAUUUUCUGACUUACCUGAUACAAUUGUUGCUGGGUUUUGUUCUCACUGGGGAGAGGUGAAAUGCCAGACGACAUCGGCACUGCAAAGAAACAAUCAUCCAGUUAAUGAAAAUAACAUAAUAGGUGACAUUUACAGAAAACUCUGAAGUUUAAACUGAAGUUUUAAAAAGACCCCUUGAUUUCAUGACCCAUAUCGUUUGACGGUAUUUCCAGUAAUACGUGUACUUUAAGUAGAAACAUGGUUAAAAUGACUGUUAGCUGAGCGUGACGACUUAACUUUUGUUAAGUGCAAAUAUUAGGACAUUGGCUUAUUCCCUGCACGUGAAACUACUUCCUAAAUUGGUAAACAUACGAUCACUUCCUUUUUGUAUUAGAUUGGAGUCAGGUGUCGUUUUCUUGUUUCUGUGAUGUUCCUGAUUUGUUGUUUCUGUUUGCGUUUACACAGAUUUGUGUCCAACUGAAACUGUCUGAAAUGUUUGCUCUAUAUAGAAAUAUGAAUUUACCACUUGCUAUAGAGGAAACUAUUGGGUGUAUAAUCUAUAGAAAAUAGUGAAUGAGAGGGUGAUUUUGACCACAAUGUAUUGUUUUUAUUCUAAAAUAAGUAAUGAUAUAGUACUACAAAACAAUUCAAUUUAGCUUUUUGGAGCUCCUCUGACAAAAAUGAGGAAUUAUUUUAGUAUUUGUAGCUGUGUUGCAGUUUGAACACCUGCAUAUAUCAUAGCAGCAUGAAGAGUUUAGCUCUUGAAAAACAUUUUUUUUUGGACUGUCUGAUUGGUCAGUUUGUGUCAGCCAAGAUUAAACUGUUCCAUCAUGUCACCAGUUUAGAAAUUCAGUGGAUUUUGUACAGAAUUUGAUAUCAAACUCUCAGAGCUAAUUAGACGGUAGAUUCAUGUGCAUGACAAGUAAAGUCAGUCCGUCACAGGUUUCUAAACACUCAAGUUAAACAUGAAUGAAGAAAUGCACUUUAAAAACAGAUUUAAAAUAGAAAGGUAGAAGUAACAUCUUGUUUCAAUGUCAAGAGAAAUUUAUUUGUACCUCAACUGCUUGACACAGUAUGCAUUUGCUAUUCAAGCGAAUGCUAGCUCUGAAUUUAAGAAUAUUGGAUCGACAAUUCACAUCACUCUCUGUAGUAAAUCCCACAUGGUACAUGCAGUUAUCAUACCCACAGAAAAUAUCUUAAAUGUGAUUAAAAUGUUGCCUCAGCUAUCGGACUUUCAUUCAUAAAAAUGCUAGCAUAAUCAGCUUCAGUGUAUUUGAGGAGGAAGACCAAAGUGCUUAUUUUAGUUUUGUCUCUGCUGGAAAAAAGAAUGUAUUUGCAGUACUAUGCUUUAAAAUAUACUUGUUUCCCUUUGGAAAUACUUUAAGUUGUAUUAUUGUGUGCUUUUUGUUCUUUCAUAAUUAAUUUGUAAAGGUUGUUUCUCACACUUGUGGGAAAGGAGAUGCACGUUUUAUUGUGUUUUUAAGGAACAAAUAAGUUUGAAAUGUAUGUAUGGAAAUGAAUCUAGUUAAAAGACUCCAUGUGUUUCUGUUUCAAAGGGUCUGAAUAUUGAAUUUUUUUGUGAACUGGUCUGUCUACAAGGUCUACCUUUUUAUAACAAAAAUAAAAAAAAUUGAUGUUGACUCAC